Penicillium crustosum is the source of this 2106-nucleotide messenger RNA. Its product is annotated as DEAD/DEAH box helicase. The transcript has 4 exons. Gene Ontology annotation, biological process: telomere maintenance; DNA repair. Lineage: Eukaryota; Fungi; Ascomycota; Eurotiomycetes; Eurotiales; Aspergillaceae. The coding region runs from base 1 to 2106 and encodes 701 amino acids. The record is from RefSeq and is a predicted model, not a curated record. Gene Ontology annotation, molecular function: ATP hydrolysis activity; DNA helicase activity.
AUGUUCAAGAAAGCUCUCCAAGACCACCCAGGUAGUGGCACGAAACCUCUUCACCAGACAGACUUAUUGCGUGCCAAUGCAGCGGUUCACUCGAAAUCACAACCACAAUCUGGUGGCGUCAAACGAAAAAUUGAAGUGGCCCAGUCCUCGUUGGGGUCCCUCCAUAACGCGGUAUAUUUCGAUGAGAAUGACUUCGAUGAUGAUCUGGACCUCGAUGAGCCAGAGCCACUGAUUGCGCCGAGCGUUUCUGGCUCCGCCAUCUCUCAGACAGUCACAUACCCAAGCUUGAACACUACAUCAAGAAUUGGUCAGGCUGUGUAUGGCAACGAAAAUCCAACAGACGUCAAUUACCCUGAUCUUCCAUCCAUAUCCCAAGAAGCAGCAGAAGCCCCCCUAGCAGCAUGCAGUUACCGUGGUCAUCAUCACCGCCCUCCCAUUUCCAACCGCCCGUCAAGAAACCUCAGCUUUGUGACUCCCAAGCGUUCAAGACCCGCAGAACCAUGGAACAAGUCCGAGAGCACUAUCAAGGCAGAACAGAAAGAGUUGCGACAAGAAUACAAAAAGACCCAAAAAACCGACGCGAAUUCGAAACCAAAGGAGAAUUCCAAGAUUGCCUCUGUUUUCUUGAGUGACGAGCAAAGAGCUGUUCUUGACGCUGUUGUCGACCGCGGAAAGAGCAUGUUCUUCACUGGUUCUGCCGGAACGGGAAAAUCAGUUCUCAUGAGAGAAAUUAUUGCGAAGCUGCGCAACAAAUAUCGCAAAGAACCCGAUCGAAUUGCAGUCACAGCAUCAACAGGUCUUGCGGCCUGCAAUAUCGGGGGUGUGACUCUCCACAGUUUUGCCGGAAUUGGUCUAGGCAAAGAGCCAGUGCCCGAACUAGUCAAAAAGAUUAAGAAAAACCAGAAAGCUCGAAAUCGCUGGCUCCGUACCAAAGUCCUUGUUGUUGAUGAAGUCUCCAUGGUAGACGGGGAUCUAUUUGAUAAGCUCGAAGAGAUUGCCCGACGAAUUCGCAACAAUGGCCGUCCCUUUGGAGGAAUCCAGCUUGUUGUAACAGGCGACUUCUUCCAACUACCCCCCGUCCCGGACGGAAGCAACCGGGAGGCAAAAUUUGCAUUUGCAGCUGCUUCCUGGACAACUUGUAUCCAACAUACCAUUCUUUUAACCAACAUCUUCCGUCAACGAGAUCCGGAGUUUGCUGAUAUGUUGAAUGAAAUGCGAUUGGGGAAAAUCACCCCUCGCACGAUUGAGGCCUUCAAAAGGCUCUCUCGUCCCCUUGAUGUUAAAGACCAGAUCGAAGCAACAGAACUGUUCCCAACGCGCGCUGAAGUGGAUGGUGCCAACUCUGCACGAAUGGGGAGACUUUCUGGCGAGAUUAUGAGGUUCAACGCGGUGGAUUCUGGGACAAUCCAGGACCCUCAGCAUCGCGAGAGACUGCUGGCCAAUUGCAUGGCCCCUCCCAUGAUUCAGUUGAAGAAGGGUGCUCAAGUGAUGCUCAUUAAGAACAUGGAGGAUUCGCUUGUCAAUGGUUCUAUUGGAAAAGUGGUAGCCUUCAUGAGUGAAGAUUACUUUGAUUCCUACAAGGAAAACGACAAAAAUUUCACUGACGACGCGACUGCAAGCGAUGAUGAGCGGGCUCAUCGAGCUCGGAAAAAGCUCAAACCCAUGGGCUACAAAGAGGGCCCAGCCUCAAUGGCUCGGAAAUGGCCGCUAGUAUCUUUCCUUCAGCCUGAUGGGUCAGAACGUCACUUAUUGUGUCAACCGGAGACGUGGAAGAUUGAGCUUCCUAAUGGAGAAGUGCAAGCCCAGCGUCAACAAGUUCCGUUGAUAUUGGCGUGGGCGCUGUCCAUCCACAAGGCUCAGGGCCAGACUCUUCAACGUGUGAAGGUUGAUCUGGGCCGAGUGUUUGAAAAGGGCCAGGCUUAUGUUGCACUGAGUCGAGCGGUGUCACAGGAGGGACUCCAGGUUACUCGAUUCGAGCCUCGAAAGGUGAUGGUGCAUCCAAAAGUGGUAGAAUUUUACUCCAAACUUGUCACGAUCACAGAGGCCAACAAGUCCAAGUCAUCAAGUGCUUUGAACCCAGAUGACUUUGAUGAUGAUGACUUUUGA